CUGGCGAGAAAUUCAAAGUAACGCUGCCAUAAGAUGUGAGAGUAUUAAUUUAGUUUAAUAUUAGUUUUCAGUGAUGGGUAAUUGUUGGGCGUGUGUUUGCCGCCGCCGGAGCGUGCGUAGACGUAUAGUGUUAAUAUUAAUAGGUUUAGACAACGCGGGAAAGACUAAAACUGUGAACAAUUUGGCAGGCGAGAACGAUGAAAAGGUUCUGCCGACCGUAGGUUUUAAAGCUGUUAAUUUGAUUCAUAAGGAUACGCCUGUGACUAUUUAUGAUUUGGGAGGAGGGCCGCAUUUCAGGCAAAUAUGGUCGCAGUAUUACAGCGAGGUGCAUGGGGUUAUAUUUGUUAUCGACUCGAGUGAUUUUUCUCGGUUGGAUGAGUGUCGCGCUGUGUUGGAAGAAGUGUUAUCGCAUGAUAAAAUAUCGGGAAAACCAAUACUAGUGCUGGCCAACAAGCAGGACAAAUCUGGCGCGCUGGACGAUAUAGAUGUCGUCGAGAAAUUGAACAUAGAACCGCUUGUUAACAAAUACCGAUGCCCAACUUUAGUAGAAUCUUACACUGCCGAAACGGAAACGAAAAAGAAAAAGCCCAAAAUCGACCCAGGGCUAAAGAAGGGCUAUCAUUGGCUACUGAACUAUAUCGUCCGGCGUUACGGAGACAUCAACCUUCGCGUACAGACAGACAUACAUGCAGAGUUGGAGAGACGACGGCUGCAGAGUAAAGCUAGUCAAACUUUUACUGCUGACAGCGAAAACACACCAACUGGUUUCGAAAAUCCAAACUUCAAUAUAGAGACGAAAGACUCCGAACCAGGUCUCAUAGUGGUCAAACCGAUCUCUAAAACGGACAGUGUGGACACAACAGUUACCAUAGAAAGUGUCGACAAACCAAAAUUGUCGCCACUGUUUGGACGAGCUAGUUCAGAAGCGAUGCCUGUCGCAAGAGUGGAAUUGGAGCCACGAGCGGAGUUCAGAAAACUGUCUCCUAUCGCUCGCAACAGGAGCGGCGUCAACCACAUCGACUUUAUGAAUAGACCACAUUCUAGUCCAACGAAGAAAAUGAAGUCAGAGCCGUUGAGUAACAACUCAUCUCUACAAUCGGAAGACAAAACCUUUCGAGAACCAGAAAGACCUCGCCGAGUCAUCAGAGAAGGAGAGAUUAUGAGAAGAGAGAUAUUACUUGCUGACAGAGAUUGCAACAAAACGGCAUCCUCUGAUGUGACGCCACUGCGGGAUGUGGCCACACUGCCGGCGGGCGGGCGGCCCGCGUCCGCCUCGCAGCUCGUGCGGCGACAACUAGAGGUGUCCGCGCACAGGCGUCGCCUUAGUUUACGCUAUGUACGUAAUAAAACGAGUCCAGAACGCGUGUCCAUGUUGGUGUACGAACCGAAACAGAGACACCUUGACAAGGGAGACUUUCAACACGCCACCAACUGACGCAGGUAGUACAAAGUUCAGCAGCAACGGGACCAGUGAUUGACGAUUAUUUUAAUGUUUAAAGGUUGUAUGUAUAUCUUUUGUCUUUAAGCAGACGUUCCUUGUUUAGUUUAAAUAAAUUUAAACGAUUAUUAUAAAGGAAAAACACAUAUUUUGAUUUAUUUCAGUUAGGAUUUAACUUUUAGAAUUUCAUUUUUGUGCCAUGAUUUUGGCAGAAAGUAAAUCGCAUUUGAGUUAUAAUGGUUGAUUUAUUGAUUUACGUCAAAAUUGUUCAUUUAAGUAUCUAAAAGAUAAUUCUUCUACAUCUACUAAGCGACUUAUGUGCCCCGACUUGUAAGGAGCAUAGCUUGAAAAGAUUGGGUACUUUUUCCGGAACAUUUUGAAGUUUCGCUAUUUGAUGAACAGUGAAAUUUAUAAAUGGAAGCCAAAGGUUUGUAAAAACAGGGUUAUAGCUUUUGGGAUUAGAUUAUAUAUUAUUAGAUUGUAAAUGAGUAGGUAUCUUGAGAGUUGUGAGGAAUUGAAAGGGCGAAGUUCUUUAAGUCAUAAACUUAGCUAUAUGUUUCAUUUCUUAGUACUUCAAUAUAAAAAAAUAUCGGGGAUCCGUUUAUACGACAUGGAAUUUAGAAAAAAUUAAAUAAAAUGGACCUACUGCUUUUUACCUUUGUAUACAAAAUUAUUGCUACAAUUUUUGGGAAUAGGUAGAGAAAUUUUAACCUAUGUCAUGUAAGUAAAACAUCAAUAUAUACUUUUUUUAAUGUUUACUAAUAACACAUAUAAUAUUUUCUAAACUGGCGCGCCAUUAUUUUUUGUCAACUAUUAUAUGAUUCACUUGAUUAAAAUGUAUACAGAGGUAGCGGGAAAAACUUUUCCUUCGUAUUUUUCCGGAAAAAUUUCGUAUUUGUCAUGCUAAUUCAAACAGUUUCAGUACGUCUUGUACAUACUGAGACUCACUGAAAUAGUAUGACACGUUCGUACGUGUCCGUAAAAAUACGAUGCAAAAUCUUUUCGCACAUCUGUAAAUGUUUUAAUAUGUAGUAGAUAGGUAUCACAAAAUAUGAGUAGCUAUCAUAUUUUUAUACUAGUCUUUUCUAGUUAAAUACUAGUGCCAUAUUGUGAUUUAAAACUUACUAUAGCUUGUAAAGUAGUUUUAUAUUGUAGAUUUCUCGUUGAUUGUAAUAAUUAUAUCAGUAGUUAAUUUGAUUUUCACUACAAAUAUAGUGUAAUCUGCAUUAAGUACUUGGGUAUUUUUUCACUUACGAAAUAGUUUUUUCAGUACAGAUGGUGUUUUUUUUACGCACUAGUGCGAGAAGUGGUUCAUUAUAUGGCAGG
This is a messenger RNA of Leguminivora glycinivorella, 2764 nucleotides long. RefSeq lists its product as uncharacterized. Gene Ontology annotation, cellular component: ciliary membrane; non-motile cilium. Bases 74 to 1435 code for a protein of 453 amino acids. Gene Ontology annotation, molecular function: GTP binding; GTPase activity. Gene Ontology annotation, biological process: non-motile cilium assembly; receptor localization to non-motile cilium. The transcript has 9 exons. Lineage: Eukaryota; Metazoa; Arthropoda; Insecta; Lepidoptera; Tortricidae. The record is from RefSeq and is a predicted model, not a curated record.